Lactuca sativa (garden lettuce) is the source of this 2250-nucleotide messenger RNA. RefSeq names its product importin subunit alpha-2. Lineage: Eukaryota; Viridiplantae; Streptophyta; Magnoliopsida; Asterales; Asteraceae. Gene Ontology annotation, molecular function: protein binding; nuclear import signal receptor activity. Gene Ontology annotation, biological process: protein import into nucleus. The record is from RefSeq and is a predicted model, not a curated record. Gene Ontology annotation, cellular component: cytoplasm.
AUUCGCAGAUAAUGAAAACGUUAACAAAAUACAAGGACUGCAACAUCAAAUUAAUGAAAAGUCUUUCGUUUAAACUUUGAAACUUCGCUUAACAAAUCGAUCCCCCCUCUUCUCUCUCUAUCUCUCUCAUCUCCGUUUCGUCCCUCUCUCUCUACAAGGUUUUCGCUAGUGGUGUCAAAUAUCAAUUAGCCAUCAAUCAUGUCUCUGAGGCCAAGCGCAAGGACCGAGGUUCGUCGGAACCGUUACAAGGUGGCUGUCGAUGCGGAGGAAGGAAGGCGGCGUAGGGAGGACAACAUGGUUGAGAUCCGUAAGAACAAGAGGGAAGAGAACUUGCUUAAGAAGCGUCAAGUACUUUCGUCGUCUCAGCCGCUGUCUAGUGGUGUUCCGGUCCAAACAUCAACCGUUGAGAAAAAGUUAGAAAGUCUUCCUUCCAUGGUUGCUGGAGUUUACUCCAAUGAUAACAAUCUGCAGCUGGAGGCAACUACUCAGUUUCGUAAACUGCUUUCCAUAGAAAGAAGCCCACCAAUUGAGGAAGUUAUACAAUCUGGAGUUGUACCUCGUUUUGUCGAGUUCUUAAUGAGGGAAGAUUUCCCACAGCUUCAGUUUGAAGCUGCUUGGGCACUUACAAACAUUGCCUCAGGAACAUCUGAAAACACAAAAGUUGUAAUCGAUUAUGGAGCAGUUCCAAUCUUUGUCAAGCUUCUAGCUUCUCCAAGUGAUGAUGUUCGCGAACAGGCUGUUUGGGCUUUAGGAAAUGUUGCAGGUGAUUCUCCUAGAUGUCGUGACCUUGUUCUUGGCCAAGGUGCUUUGAUUCCUUUGCUUUCUCAGUUAAAUGAGAAUGCUAAGCUUUCCAUGCUCAGAAACGCCACCUGGACUUUGUCUAACUUUUGUAGGGGAAAACCUCAGCCUCCAUUUGAACAGACAAGGCCAGCUCUUCCAGCACUUGAGAGACUUGUUCAUUCAAAUGAUGAAGAGGUGUUAACAGAUGCAUGUUGGGCUCUCUCUUAUCUCUCUGAUGGAACAAAUGAUAAAAUUCAAGCUGUGAUUGAUGCUGGUGUUUGUCAACGCCUUGUUGAGCUUCUCCUUCAUCCAUCUCCUUCAGUUCUCAUCCCUGCACUUCGAACUGUUGGCAACAUUGUUACAGGCGAUGAUAUCCAAACUCAGCAUAUUAUUGAGCGAGGUGCACUUCCAUGUUUACUAAGCUUGUUGACACAUAACCACAAGAAGAGCAUCAAGAAAGAAGCAUGCUGGACAAUUUCAAACAUCACAGCUGGAAACAAAGAACAAAUACAAACUGUAAUUGAAGCUGGAUUAAUUGCUCCAUUAGUCAACCUUCUUCAAACAGCUGAAUUCGAUAUUAAAAAAGAAGCUGCAUGGGCUAUUUCAAACGCCACUUCUGGUGGAACCAAUGAGCAAAUCAAGUAUUUGGUGAGUCAAGGGUGUAUAAAGCCAUUGUGUGAUCUUCUAGUGUGCCCUGAUCCAAGGAUUGUGACUGUUUCCUUAGAAGGGCUUGAGAAUAUUCUGAAAGUGGGUGAGGUUGAGAAGAAUGCUGGAAAUUCUGGUGAUGUUAAUUACUAUGCUCAAUUGAUUGAUGAUGCUGAAGGGUUGGAAAAGAUUGAGAAUUUGCAAAGUCAUGAUAAUAAUGAGAUUUAUGAGAAAGCUGUUAAGAUUCUUGAGACUUAUUGGUUGGAUGAGGAAGAUGAAGCUGUGGCUGAUGCUACUGGUGCUCAAGGUGGUUUUAAUUUUGGUGGAAACAAUGUUCAAGUUCCAUCUGGUGGAUUCAAUUUCAAUAGCUGAAUGAAGGGGAAGGUGAAGUAAGUUGGUGGCGUCAGAGGUCAAGUCCGGUCAGGUCGGUCAGUUCGGUCAGUUCGGUCGAGUCGUUGGGUCGGGUCGGGUCAGGUCGGGUCAGGUCAGGGCAUCUCGUGGGGUCGGGUCGAGUCGUGGUCUGUGUUGAAGAGAUGCAAAGGUGGUGGGUCUGUAUGAAGGGGUUGGCCGAGGUCUUUUAGUAGGGGGGGGGGGUAUUUUGGUAAUUUACCUCAAGCAAAUGGAGGUGGGUGUGUCGUUUGAAUGAGGGUUUAUUGAUAUAUUAUACGGAGUCUAUUUGUUUGUUUAAGUUUUUUUUUUUUUUUUUUGGAUACAUUAGUCUUGUAUGGAGUCGGGUUAUGGAUUUAGUAGACUGUAUUUUCUGGGAAAGAAAGAAGAAUAUGAUGAAUAUUUGUCAAAUUGUUUUUGAAUUGGUUUUGUUUUGUA